CCACACCCUGUCCGUCGCCGUCUUCGCCACUCCGCCCCUGUCUCCACUGCAUCCUCCUUCUCAUUCCGCCUGUCUCCCUCACCGCUCACCAGAUUUGAUCGACAGCGCCUUGGUACUACUACUACUAGUAGUAUUAGUAAACUCCUCUUAUCCAGUGAGCCACGACUACAAGGCAGUGGCACCCUGCUCUUGGAGUUCCCAAUCGAUCGCGUCGCGUCUCGUCUGCGCUUGGCGUGGGUUUAAUAAAUAAACGGCGACGGAGGCGACCAGCCAGCGCAGCAGCAGCAACUGAAGCCGCCGGGGUUCCCACUUCCCAGUUGAGAUUCGCCAUUCGCAUGUGUACACUUAAUCUGUUCUUCUCUGGAGAUUUUGGACUUGCAUGAGUUGAUCAACAACUCCAUUCCCCUGGUUCCUGAUGGAGGCAUCAUCUUGCUUGCUCUAUCAAGUCCGUGGUUUUGGUUCGUUCAGGAUAUGGCUAUGUCUUCUUUUACUUCUCGUCCUUCAGAAUUGCAGCCCGGUGCUCUCCGACUCUCCAUAUUUGGUCGGCAUGGGGAGCUAUGACAUAACAGGGCCCGCAGCAGAUGUUAACAUGAUGGGAUAUGCAAAUACUGAGCAGAUUGCAUCAGGAAUUCACUUCAGGCUAAAGUCACGCGCGUUUAUUGUUGCUGAGCCUAAUGGAAAGCGUGUUGUCUUUGUGAAUCUGGAUGCUUGCAUGGCAUCACAGCUUGUGAAUAUAAAGGUGCUCGAAAGGCUAAAAGCAAGGUAUGGUGAUCUUUAUAAUGAGAAUAACGUGGCUAUCAGUGGGAUCCAUACCCAUGCUGGGCCUGGAGGUUAUCUGCAGUAUGUAGUCUAUAUUGUCACUUCUCUUGGGUUUGUUCGUCAGUCAUUUGAUGUAAUUGUCGAUGGGAUUGAGAAAAGCAUUGUUGAAGCUCAUAACAACCUCCAUCCUGGGAAGAUCUAUGUGAAUAAAGGUGACCUUCUUGAUGCUGGUGUGAAUCGCAGCCCGAGCGCAUACCUGAAUAACCCUGCUGAAGAGAGAAGCAAAUACAAAUACAAUGUUGAUAAAGAAAUGACCCUUGUUAAGUUUGUAGAUGAUGAAUCGGGUCCAGUUGGAAGUUUUAAUUGGUUUGCGACUCACGGAACAUCAAUGAGUCGCACAAAUUCUUUGAUAAGUGGUGAUAACAAAGGAGCAGCUGCACGUUUCAUGGAAGACUGGGCUGAAAAGAAUGGCCUUCCAAAGCAGACAGGUGUUGCAAGUUCUGAUGAUCUUGGAUUUUUGCACAUGACAUCUGUACUUCCGAGAAGAGUCUCUACAAUAAUACCAGAACCGGAUGAGAUAACUGACGACUUAAUGCAAUUGGCAUCAUCCUACGAGGCAUCGGGUGGAAGACGGUUGGCAGGUUCAAAUAUCACUAGACGCAUUAGAAGUUCUCAAGAAAACAAUGCGAAAUUUGUUUCCGCGUUUUGCCAGUCAAACUGUGGAGAUGUUAGUCCAAAUGUCCUGGGGACGUUUUGCAUAGAUACCCAUCUUCCUUGUGACUUCAAUCACAGCACAUGUAAUGGGAAGAACGAACUUUGCUAUGGACGAGGCCCAGGAUAUCCUGAUGAGUUUGAAAGUACCCGCAUAAUUGGGAAUAGGCAAUUUCUGAAGGCUGUAGAUCUCUUUAAUUCAGCUUCUGAAGAAAUACAAGGAAAAAUUGACUAUCGACACACCUACUUAGAUUUCUCUCAACUCAAAGUUAGUGUUUCUACAAGUACGGGCGGUCCGCAGGUGGUGAAAACAUGCCCAGCAGCCAUGGGAUUUGCAUUUGCUGCUGGAACCACAGAUGGCCCUGGAGCUUUUGAUUUCAAACAAGGAGAUGACAAGGGAAACCCUUUCUGGAGAUUAGUGAGGAACUUGCUAAAGACACCAGGGAAAGAGCAAGUUGAGUGCCAAGCUCCAAAACCAAUAUUGCUGGACACUGGUGAAAUGAAGGAACCAUAUGAUUGGGCGCCUGCGAUACUUCCCAUCCAGAUCAUAAGAAUUGGUCAGCUGGUUAUCUUGUGUGUUCCUGGAGAAUUCACGACAAUGGCCGGCAGGCGGCUACGCGAUGCUGUAAAAAAUGUACUGAUAAGUGGCAGCAAUGGUGAUUUUGGUACAAAUAUUCAUGUUGUUCUUGCGGGGCUGACAAACACAUAUUCUCAGUAUGUCACAACAUUUGAAGAAUACCAGAUCCAAAGAUACGAGGGUGCAUCAACAUUGUACGGUCCCCACACCUUGAGUGCAUACAUUCAAGAGUUUCAGAAACUUGCCACAGCUAUGGUUGAAAACAAAGAGGUCCCCACAAACAUCCAACCUCCUGAUAUGUUGGAGAAGCAAAUUGGACUAUUGCCAGGUGUUAUGUAUGACUCUACUCCUCCUGGUGUUCACUUUGGGGAUGUUAGCUCGGACGUUGCAGCAAACUCAAACUUCAGGAAGGGCACUACUGUGAAUGCUACAUUCUAUUCAGCCUGUCCAAGGAAUGACCUUCUAACUGAGGGCACCUUCGCACUUGUUGAGAAGCUAAAUGGUAACGACUGGAUUCCUAUCUAUGAUGAUGAUGAUUGGUCAUUGCAAUUCAAGUGGUCUAGGCCUUCAAAAUUCAGUCCAAGAAGUUUCGCAACGCUGGAGUGGACCAUUCCUGAGGAUGCUGCCUCUGGUGUUUAUAGGUUGAGGCAUUCUGGUGCCUCUAAGCCAUUGAUAGGGUCAAUCAAGCAUUUUACAGGUACUUCUCGGGCAUUUGCAGUGCGUUAAGCAAUACACAAUGCUUUUGAUGGUAUACCUGCCAGAGUUUACUUCUUGGAAUGUAAUCCGUUAUUCUACAUGAUUUCCCCCUUGUAUUUACGUCCCGGAGGUGUAAAUUUGUAAGUGUCCGAUCAUACAAAACUGCUGCUCUAUAUGCUUAUAAGUAGUUAAGUUAUAAGGAAAUAUAUAGCUUGUUUUUCCAACA
Messenger RNA from Triticum aestivum (bread wheat), 2969 nucleotides. RefSeq names its product neutral ceramidase. The transcript is spliced from 10 exons. Gene Ontology annotation, biological process: long-chain fatty acid biosynthetic process; sphingosine biosynthetic process; ceramide catabolic process. Gene Ontology annotation, molecular function: N-acylsphingosine amidohydrolase activity. The coding region runs from base 416 to 2773 and encodes 785 amino acids. Gene Ontology annotation, cellular component: extracellular region. The record is from RefSeq and is a predicted model, not a curated record. NCBI's taxonomy places the organism in Eukaryota, Viridiplantae, Streptophyta, Magnoliopsida, Poales, Poaceae.